Asterias rubens (European starfish) is the source of this 5716-nucleotide messenger RNA. Its product is annotated as exostosin-2-like. Lineage: Eukaryota; Metazoa; Echinodermata; Asteroidea; Forcipulatida; Asteriidae. The transcript has 10 exons. Gene Ontology annotation, cellular component: membrane. The coding region runs from base 525 to 2636 and encodes 703 amino acids. Gene Ontology annotation, molecular function: glycosyltransferase activity. The record is from RefSeq and is a predicted model, not a curated record.
CUCUUUCUGACUCCGUGAAAAUAUUAUGACAUUUGAUCCCGAAAAAUGUAAUUUUACCCAAAUCUGAUCGAGCCAUUGUGACAACCAUGGAGUAUGCUGUAUCCGCACCCAUUGCCGUAUACGGUGACAUCUUAUCUUCUGAGAAGUUACGACUCUGCUAAAACUGGAAUCUAGAGAAACAUUAUAUUCACUUGUGAAGCUGAGCGACCGGGUGUUGUGGAGUACCAGCUAGUUUAAGAUCGAGCAGUUCCGCUGUUUAAGUUUUAUUUUGACUUCAUGGAACUGUGAUUGCAUCAGAGAUAAUCGAUAUAUACGACGGCCGGUUUGCAGCUGCACGCAUCAUGACCGAGGUUCAGUGAUAGUUGAACUGUAGCCCUCAAUAGUACGAAUGUGCCCACUGAGAAGAAAAAGUAUGGAUUUCAAGCUAUAGUAAUGCUGGGUGUGUGUGGUUAAACUGAAAAACAACUAAUGAGUGGUCCUCCUCCUUCCAAAGUGGGAUUGAAACUCAUCCCCUUCUCGACACCAUGAAGAAGGCCAGGGGUCCUAAAUUAAAACUCCGCUACCAGCGCUACUACAUCAUACUUUUUUCAAUUAUCCUGUUCGGACUAGUCACGACCGGUUUACUCCAGUUCUGGCCGCAUUUCUUAAUAGAGAAUGAGAAUGGCGACCAUAACAGAUACAUCAUCCCGGAUCUUGCAUCCAUCCCCGUGGUGCGCGUCUCUGAGAAAGAGCGCACCCCCGAAAAGGGGAACUUGAAAUGCCAUUACUACAACUGCUUUGACGUGUAUCGGUGUGGGUAUAACUUAAAUCGUAUCAGUGUGUAUAUUUAUCCGUUGAAGAAAUACGUUGAUGAACAUGGGGAGCCGAUUACGGAACCAAUUUCACAAGAGUUUUACGAAAUGUUGAGGACUAUUGCAGAGAGCUCGUACUAUACAUCAGAUCCAGAGAAGGCGUGUUUAUUUGUACCUGCCAUUGAUCUACUGGAUCAGAGUAGAAUAGGGGUCGAAAGAACGGGGCAAGUUCUUGCUCAACUGCCAAAAUGGCACGGAGGAACCAAUCACCUUUUAUUCAACAUGCUGCCGGGAACGCCGCCCGACUUCAAUACUGCCCUCAGUGUCAAGCGGGGAAAAUCCCUCCUAGCUGGGGGCGGGUUCUCCACAUGGACCUUCCGCCCUAGUUUUGAUGUCAGUAUUCCAGUGUUUAACUCAGAUGUAGCAAAAAUUAGUUUACCAGCCAAACCUGAUGGUUACAAGAAACCAUACUUGGCCAUUUCAGCGCAAGCCGGCAUUCACUUGGAUUAUAGGGAUGAACUUAAUUUGAUAGCCGAUAAACAUAAAGACUUCUUAGUUUUGGAUAAAUGUCAAGACAUACCUGCCACCUCCAAGAUGUGUAGAGAUGCAACGCAGUUUAGUUACCCUUAUAUUUUACAGGAAGCCACAUUUUGCGUGGUUCUACGUCGAGCUCGUCUAGGUCAGGCUGCCCUCAGUGAUGCCCUGCAGGCAGGCUGUAUCCCAGUCGUUAUGAUCGAUACUUAUGUUAUGCCCUUCUCUGAGGUUCUCGAUUGGCAGAGGGCCGCAGUAAUAGUCCGAGAGGAGCAGCUUUCUGAGCUACCAGAGAUUCUAAGCGCCAUCUCUCCGUCCCACAUCAAAGAUCUGCAAAGGCAGGGCCGUUUCUAUUGGCAACAGUACUUCAAAUCAAUUAAAGAUAUCACCUUGACGACGCUACAGAUUAUAAACGAUAGGAUGUACCCUUAUACGGCAAAAGAUUACACUGACUGGAACGAGCCGAGGCCACGGGUCGGAGCAAUCAGUCCACUUUACCUUCCCCUAAUCCCACCCAAAUCACAAGGCUUCACAGCCGUGGUCCUGACCUACGACCGAGAGGAAAGCUUGUUUGAGGUCAUUCGUCGGAUCUCGCUGACCCCCAGUCUCAACAAGGUGCUAGUAGUCUGGAACAAUCAGGAGAAAGCCCCACCAGAAGUCGAGAAGUGGCCCAAGAUUAACAAGCCUCUGAAGGUCGUCCAGACCAAGGAGAACAAGUUGAGUAAUCGUUUCUAUCCCUACGAUGAGAUUGAGACAGAGUGUGUGCUGGCCAUCGAUGAUGACAUUCUCAUGUUGACGCCUGAUGAGUUGGAGUUCGGUUACGAGGUCUGGAGGGAGUUCCCAGAUCGUCUAGUUGGAUAUCCUGCCAGGUUACAUCUAUGGGACGAGAAGCUGAACAAAUGGAAGUAUGAAUCAGAGUGGACUAAUGACCUUUCUAUGGUACUCACUGGAGCUGCGUUCUACCACAAGUAUUUCAGCUUCUUGUACACCCACAAGAUGUCCAACCACAUCAAGACGUGGGUGGACGACCACAUGAACUGCGAGGAUCUGGCCAUGAACUUCCUCAUCUCCAACGUCACAGGGAAACCGCCGCUCAAAGUCACCCCGCGCAAGAAGUUCAAGUGCCCCGAGUGCUCCAACAUCAUCUCCGCCGACCUCACCCACAUGGUGGAACGCUCGGAGUGUGUCACCGUCUUCGCGGAGGAGUACGGGAUGAUGCCGCUGAAGACAGUCCAAUUCCGUGCCGACCCUGUACUCUUCAAAGAUGACAUCCCAAAGAAGUUGAAACGAUUUCCCGACAUGGGCAGUUUAUAGUACUUACUGAAUCAAAGAAGAAAAAAACUAAGAAAAAAAAGCUGUAAGAGUUACCCAUAUAUAUUUUUUAAUAAUGUUUUAAUUAUAUGUGAUUCUAAUUUUUAAUAUUAACAAGAUUAAUGUUUCAGUUUUUAUAAGUCUGAAUGCACUGGCCGAUAUUCAUCUUUGAGGUGGACAUGACAUUAUCCUCGCAAUACAGAUGGUCUAUUUGUACAUGCCCCAAUUUCAUAAAAAAAAUUAUUAGCAGAAGAUACUGCUUAAAAAUUUUGUUUGCUAAACAAAACAUGAGUGGGGCAACAGUACUGACAAUGUAAACUGAUUGGAAUGUUGGCUGGUAGCCUGUUUUUGCUAAGCAAUAUUUUCCUGUGCUUAGCAGGUUAAUGUGCGUACACUCUUUAUGAAAUUGGGCCCAUGUUGAGACCAUUCUAUCAAAGCUAAUCAUGCGGAUCCGAGUUGAUACCCUUAGAUUUUCUCGAGGAGAACUACUCUGACAUGCCCUAAGAAAACUCCCUUGGCAUUAAUUAUGUGCUAGCACACUGCAUAUAUAUCAUGUGUGAUUGUGCAUUCAUCAAAAACCAAUCCACUAUGCAAUUGCAAAGUACAAUGUGCUAAAGCAAAGCUUGAGCACAAAGUGAAAGUCUCGUCUUAGUUUUGGAGUUAAAACUUCAUAGAAAUAUUUUGUGUUUUUAUUCGACUUUUUGUUUAGGAUAAACGGUUUAAAAACCAUUUUGUCUGGUCUUUUCCAUUUACACAUAGUGUGACAAAAGGGUUUCCCUAAACAAUGAAUGUCAUAGAAACCCUUACUUAAGUGUGGGUGAAGAAUAUUUUCAAUCGCUUUUGAGUGGAAUUAUUGGGGAAAAGGAAAUACAAAUUAAUGGUGACAUCUGUUUUUAUACUUUUUAGUGCAUUGGCCUUACACACUUCCUUCAAGCUCUCCCUACCAACAAAGCUACAGACAUGCCCCUUGUAAAGUUAAGGCUUCCAAACAAUGGCAGGAUUGGCAGACAAACGUGGGAUCCUUGAGUAGUCACACAUAUUAAUAUUAAUGAGGCUUUUAUCAUUCACAAAAUAUGAAUAUUCAUAUCAGAUUUGCAUAUAUUUGCAUACAUGCAUGCACUGAUUACCCCUAACAUAGGAUUUUAAAAAGACAAAAAUCAAGUUCGUUAAAAAUUCUGUGGGGACACCAUAAACAUCAUGCCCUACUUAAACUAAUCUCUGUACAAACCAGUAUUCUUCUAAAACUCCCUUUUUUUACACAACGUAACUUAUUCUGUAGGUAUAUGUAAAUAAUAUAGUAUUUUUUGGACUGACAACUACUUAAUUUAGACAACUACUUAAUUUAGAUGACUUUCAGAAGUGUUUUUUUUUAUACCAAGGUACAUGUAACUAAUGUUAAUAGAGCGAUUGGAAGUUCUUAAAGGUCAGUUCACUGACUUAAUGUAGACGGUGCAUCAUUAGGUGUAACACGUAGCUCCUAUUUUUUUUUUUCUACUUUCAGAAAUCUUCUAAAUUUUCUUUUCUUCAUCUGCCGAAAUCAUUCUAGAUUUUAGUCUCUUAUCAAAUGGAUUGAUUCAUGAAAAGUGUGUGUUUGUAUUUAAAAAGAAUUACUAAUAAUUUUGUAGAAAAAAAUCCAGUUUUUUUUUUUUUUUUAAAUUAAAAAGUUGUACAUAAAAAGUUAUUACCAACCCUCGUUUUACAGUACCUCGAUUGUUUAAAUUGAAAGAUCAUUUCUGUCCUGGUCUUUUCGAGAUUUUUGCUCAGAAUAAAUUAGAAAAUAUUGUGCAACAUCCAGACAAUAGUUAAGUGCUACAUUAUGCAUUUAACUUUGUUUGGUUUAUAAAUGUACAGUGAAAACAAAACCACCACACACACUAACUUGUGAAACACUUAUCGUAAAUGAGGAUGUCUUUUCAACAAUUAUAAACCCAUCUACUCUUGGUAACGUUUUGACCAACCCUUCAAAACCACUCAACUGAAAGGGGUGUGUAGGGUGGCACAACUGUGCACAGAACUUUGUGAAGGGUGUAGUUGAAUUCUCCUUGUGAUAUCAUAUUGCAGGAUUGUAUAGUUACCCUAUCAUUCAAAACCGAAUGUAAAUUUAGUUAUAAAGGUGCCCUGCUUUCUAGAAAUAAAAUAAUAAUAAAGACUUUCCAUUUAAAUUAGGUAAAGUAAUCUGAAAUGUUAAAAGUGUGUCCCUUUUGGCUAAAGAUGAAGAAAAUGGUGCUAUGUAAUGUUUUGAUUGCGACAAACACAGUAGCUGAGGUUAAUGAGUUAAUUUUGGCCCUGCCCUGUUGACCUAUAUAAUGUAUGUAUAUUUUGUUUCCCUGUUUACACAAAUCACUUCACUUCAUCUUGUGAUGGGUGUGUUCGUCGUUGGGGUAACCAUGAGGGAUACAUGUACAUCUGUUGUCACGGACCCCCACAGGUCUCUGUUCUCCGUCAGGUGUAUGAGGGCGGCAGUGUUUCUGCCUGCCCAGUCCCGGAUGUUGUCAGACCAGGGGUGGAUUUCACAAAGAGUUAAGACUAGUCUUAUCUCGAUUUACACUGAGUUACUUGUCCUAACUUAGGACUAGCCAUACGUUUUUUAUAUCUCCUAGGACUAGUCCCAAGUGAGGACUAGUUCUAACUUUUAGUGAAAUCGAUUGCAGGACUAAAUUGAGGCUUGAAGUGAAACAAGUCUGGAGCUAUUUUGUUGAUUCUCAUUGGUGGCUGCGGCUGCAGCUGUUGCUAAGGGCAGUCUACACUCAAGUGCAUGUUGAUUUGGUGAUCCAGCCAUAGCCUUAGCCAUAAGCGUUUUGGUUGCUUGGAAAAACUGGCUUCCCUUAGCAACAGCUGCAGCCACAAAUUUGGACACUGCCUUAUGCCGUGUCCAAAAUGGUGGCUACAGCUCAGCUACGGCUAGACUUCCAUCUCAUCAUGCAUUGAAGUAUAGGACGUCCUAGGCAACAUUCAUAGCCAUGGCUGUAGCCGCAAUUCAGAUACAGCCUUAUACUCCUUUUCUCUCUGCUGGUAACCUUAUUCUGGUAAGCAUAUUUUUGUUGUGCUCAGCUGCCUUUUUGUGCUUUGGCAGCUCUAAGAAA